AUGGCAACGGUUUUUGCAAGAGGAGCACAAACCAUGAACACCGUGGUUUUCAAGCCCAUAGGUCGAAAACAUUUUCAUAAGAACAGCUCUUCAGCCGAUAUGAUUCGUGAGACUAAGAAGUUUGAAGGUGAUGAAGUGAAGCACAAGAACCAUAUGGGAGGAAAUGAUAGCAAUUUAUGGGUCCCCCAUGAGAGGACUGGAAUUUAUUAUCCCAAAGGCCAAGAGAAAGUGAUGGACGAAAUUUCUUCAAGAGCUGUUAAGGACAUGGAUGUCAAUUGGUUUUCAAACAAUGAAAAUUAA
Prunus avium (sweet cherry) is the source of this 300-nucleotide messenger RNA. Lineage: Eukaryota; Viridiplantae; Streptophyta; Magnoliopsida; Rosales; Rosaceae. The record is from RefSeq and is a predicted model, not a curated record.